Messenger RNA from Sphaerodactylus townsendi, 3098 nucleotides. Its product is annotated as serine/threonine-protein kinase pim-3-like. Gene Ontology annotation, biological process: negative regulation of apoptotic process; regulation of mitotic cell cycle; protein autophosphorylation. Lineage: Eukaryota; Metazoa; Chordata; Lepidosauria; Squamata; Sphaerodactylidae. The record is from RefSeq and is a predicted model, not a curated record. The transcript is spliced from 6 exons. Bases 390 to 1340 code for a protein of 316 amino acids. Gene Ontology annotation, cellular component: cytoplasm. Gene Ontology annotation, molecular function: protein serine/threonine kinase activity; ATP binding.
CCUUUCGCGUGCCCGUCCCGGGGUUUCUUUUUGCUGCUGUCUUUGGCCUCUCGUUGGCUGCAACUUUUUGAGGUCUGCGCUUCCCCAAGCCGGAGAGGUCACUCAACUGGAGCACCCUCGAGCACCGUUUCAGAUUGCAAAAAGGGAGAGCGGCGGCAGAUCACUCGAGCACCAGAUCCCUGGAGCCCGCCGGGGCAACGGGGCUGGGUGCAAGCCCGGAGCGGGAAUGGGGCGUGCCGCCGCGGCGGUGGGCGUGCCGGUGUCGCUUUCCCCAACCCCGUGAGGCUCCUUUUGGCUUCGCGUCGCCGCCCCGGGACCGAGAGUCGUUCCUUGCCGCUUUUGGAUAGUCCCUCGCCGGGGGGUUGCAAAUUGGAGCCGGAGCGGCAGCCAUGUCCUCGGUGAAAGUGCUGUAUCCCCCCAAGAUCCACCACAGCGUGCUCAACCCCGGCUUCCCCAAAGAUGAGCCAGCUCAGGGAAAGGCUACCUUGAAGUCGCGCUACCACCUGGGAGCCUUGAUCGGCAGCGGCGGCUUCGGCACGGUGUACGCGGGGACACGGCUCAGCGAUGCCCUCCCGGUGGCCAUUAAGUACGUGGCCAAGGAACGAAUCUUGCAGUUUCACCAUAUGAAUGGCACACUGGUUCCGCUCGAAGUCCUUCUUCUGAAGAAGGUGUCGUCUGCCGGUUGCCGGGGCAUUAUCCGCCUCCUGGACUGGUUUGAGGAACCUGACUCGUACUUCAUUGUUAUGGAGCGUCCCCUCAUGUAUCAGGACCUCUUUGACCUCAUCACGGACCGGGGCCCACUCCCUGAAACCUUGGCAGCCAGUUAUUUUAAGCAGGUGGUUGAUGCAGUGCACCACUGCCACAUUUGCGGUGUAUUACACCGGGACAUCAAGGACGAGAACAUUUUGGUAGACCUUCUGCAUGGUGAACUAAAGCUCAUAGACUUUGGCUCUGGUGCCUUGCUCCGGGAUUCUCCAUAUACAGACUUUGAUGGUACCCGUGUCUACAGCCCUCCUGAAUGGAUAAAAUACCACCGGUACCAUGGACUGCCUGCCACUGUGUGGUCGCUGGGUGUUUUGCUCUAUGAUAUGGUGUGUGGGGACAUCCCUUUUGAACAAGAUGAAGAGAUCCUUCUUGGGAAACUCCACUAUCAUUGCAGGGUAUCUGCAGAAUGCCGUCACUUGAUCGAGUGGUGUCUCUCGCUGGUCCCGGAGAAGCGGCCAUCCCUGGAACAGAUCCUGGCGCAUCCGUGGCUCCUCACCUCCCUGGAGCACAGUGGUCGCAAAGUUCAGCUGCAGCAGCCCCCGAUCCCUAAAGCGAGCACCAGCCUGUCACUAUGAGGCCUUCUGGACAGCAUUGGAGGUGGCUUGGCAGACUGGACAAAAUUCUCCUCAGCCUCUCCUUCACCAACAGAUGGAUUGACUGUUGAAUAGCUGCCUUGCCGGGGUGGGGGGGGGGUGAUUCAUAAAAACCCAGGUCAAUGGCAGCAGUCAUACACAGCCUAACUAACUAGACAGUGGGGCUGUCUCACAGCCUUACCAAUGUAAUAUAACAGACCAAUGAGCACCGCUCCGUUUACAUAAGGACUCUCGGCCGUAUCCUGUUCACUGACGAGGCAUGGAAGAUUGGCACCAAACAAGCAGCAGCCAAAGACUUUUAGGGCUGUCUGGCUUCCCCCCCCUCCCCCUUCCACUCCAGGAUGGAUAUCAGAGAUGAAGGAACUUGGAACUUCCUUGAGGAAGCAGGACUGGAUGAAUAUUUUCAGUGUGUCAUGGAUAUGGUGAUAGGUCACCUGCAGACAACAGCUUCUAUUUAUUUAGUAUGAUGUUCCUUUGGGAACCCUGGCUGGUUCCUGCUGUGCUUACAAUAAGUGUCACACCUGUUUUCCCCUGACAUGGAUGUUGUAUUCUCUCAUCCCUCCAGCCCAUCUUUCCAUUCCUGGCCAGCCAUUCCAAGUCUGAAUCCAUCUGUAAACAAUAGGCCUGGUUUCUCUCUCCUUGAUUUGUAGGCUGAGGGAAUUUUUUUAAGGAGGGUGGGAGUACAGUGUAGCACAAAGGUAAGACAAGCACAAAUAUUUGGAAGAUUAAAAAUCCAGAGCCCUGAACUCCUUAUAGUAAUGAGGACUUGACUUGGGCGGUGUGAUCACAAUAGAGAAGACAUCCUUGUAAAUCUUGACUGAGUGCUGCAGAUUUUCAAAGAAUGCUCCACAUCAGUUUUGAUUUUUCUCUCAAGCUUCCUUCACUUUUCCCAGCUCUUUAUCCUGGAGAAGUUUGAAGCAGUGUUCAUCCAGGAUGUACAGAAACCCUUGGUCACUCAAGAGCUGGCUUGCUGACUUGAAUUGUGGGCCUUUCUAGUGCAUUUUUUCCCUCACCCUUGUUCUUCCCCAUAAUAGACUUAACGGAACAACAAGAGCUUGUGAUCUUGACCCUGAAUUUAGGGAACCUGCAGCCUUAAGGUAGUAAAAACCACUAGGGGCUUUCAAUUUGGUGCCUUGUAGUAGGGGAGUAGCAGAAUAAACCUUGUGGGCACCAUUCUUUGGCAAUAAGAGUGCAGAUUUCUGUAAAUGUUAAGGUAACUGAUGGGGCCCAAUCUCUGACAAGUUCCCCGAGCUUCUUUGGCUUGAAUGGGGAGGACAGCUGUCUAGUCCAUCACUGUAGAAUUCCUGUUUUGCUAAUUUCUGUGGGGGAAAUAGAAAAAUGGAUCCUGACUCUUAGGACAGUUAAUUAGUUGAGGGGGAAAGGGCCUGGAGACUAAAUCCCAUUUCACAACCUCCUAGUUGAGUAACCUUCAAGUGCCUUAAUAUGAGCUUCCUGGCACUGCCUCCUUAGGACUUGUUUACACCAGCAGGGAAUGGGGCAGGAUACCAGCCUGGAAAGGUUUUUGCUGUAAGAGCCAGAAUCCAGCCUUGGGAAGUCCCAGCAUCAAUUUCUGAGCCUGCCUUCUUUGGCAAUGUAGCUGAAUAGUAUAUUUAUAUUGCAUUUCAGGAUCUGAUUUGUGGAUUUUUAACAAAUUGUCUCAUGCACACUUGCAAUGCCGUGCCUGUUUAAGGCUCCAACAACCAAACCCUUUCUGGGAUUAAAACAUUUUUUAUAAGAAAA